AUGCAUCAUUUGGAAGAGAUUGAUGACAUAUCCUUACGCACUGUGGAAUACGUUGUGUGUUUGAUGAAGCCGAUUGCCUCUUUAGCAUGGCAUUUGUCGAGCAGUUGCACAGAAUCCUUGCUAAGCUGGGUGAGAAUCCUUGCUAAGCAGUUGCACGAGGAGGUUUUAAGAGAUAGAGAUGCUGCUAUGGCUAAAAUCAAUCAAGCGGUUGCAAAUGGUGGGACUGUUUAUGGUCAUUUUACCCAUAGAGCCAUAGAUUUACUUUCGGACAGAGGGGCGAUGAGUUGUCGCUUUGGCCUUUUUUCCGAGCGCUUGAAGGCAUUUAAGCCCAAGCAAACCAUACUGGAAGCUGAAGCGAGGCUGCAAUAUCGAAAAAUCUAAAGGAUCUUCUAGCAGUGUUAUCGAUGGUGGAUGAUGGGCACUGGCUGAAAGCCAAAAAAGGGUCAUAUUUCUAUGGCGGAUGGUGUAGCGAAAAAUGGCAAAAGUGAUGGCGGAGUCAACAAAUUUCAAACAAAAGAGGUAUUAGUUUCACAACAUAGCAACAUAUCAACAUGUUCAAAAUAACCAC
Messenger RNA from Striga asiatica, 568 nucleotides. The record is from the annotation of a GenBank genome assembly. Lineage: Eukaryota; Viridiplantae; Streptophyta; Magnoliopsida; Lamiales; Orobanchaceae.